UUCCCGCUUAUUGGUGAAGUUCCAUUCGAAUGGGGUCCACCAUCAAACAGUGUCGAAGGCAAAUUCCGAAAAGCAGCAGUCACCACAGACCACGCGAUCUGCUCUGAGAUCGGAGGGAACAUCCUGAAGAGAGGUGGGAAUGCAGUUGACGCCUCCAUAGCCGUGAUGUUCUGCUUGGGAGUGACAAACCCGCAGUCGAGUGGACUUGGUGGAGGCUUCUUGAUGACCAUCUACAACAGGACCGAGGGUAAAUGUCUUGCGAUUGACGCCAGGGAAACGGCACCAGCAGCAGCUCAUCGGGACAUGUUCAGGAAUGAUAGUGAUGGAUCGAAAUAUGGGUUCAAAGCAGCUGGUACGCCAGGAGAACUAGCAGGUUACUGGUACGCUUUCACUCAUCACGGAUCGGGUCGUGUUGCUUGGAAGGAUCUCAUUGAGCCGUCGGCAAAACUCUGUCGCGACGGUGUUCCUGUAUCCGAGUACUUGGACAACGUUAUGAAAGUCAAAGAACGGCACUUCCGUCUCUUCCCAAGUAUGAAAGCAUGGAUCAACCCGCUCACCAACUCCACCUAUAAAGUUGGUGACCUUCUUCCUCGAACUAAACUAGCAGAAACGUUGGAAAAACUCGCCAACUCCAAUGAUCCUGUAAAGCUGUUUUAUCGUGGUGAAAUGGCUGAUACUAUCGCUAGGGAAAUGGCUGAGGGAGGUGGCAUCAUUACCAAAGAAGACCUUGCGUCGUACAAACCAAGGGUUUACCAACAGCUGGCUAAUACGCACUUCCGAGGAAACCUUGUCAUGUGUGGUGGACCACCGCCGUCAUCAUUCGUUGUCACACAGCUAAUCGUUUCGGUGAUGAGUGCCCUCUACCCGGAGAAGCAUGGGACAGAUAUUCUCAGCGAUCCCAAAGCCAUGCACCACUUCAUCGAAGCAAUGAAAUUCGCAUAUGCACAGAGAACCCUGCUCGGUGAUGUUGCCUUCGUAAAAUCCGCAGAGACGUUGGCCAAGAAUCUUACAUCAGAGGCUUACACCAAAUGGGUCGUUGAGCGCAUGAAGGACGUAGCCCAACCAUCGGCAUACUAUGGAGGCAUAGCUCAAUCGCAGGUGCCCGAUCAUGGUACAUCGCAGGUUUCUGUGCUCGAUGAGUACGGCAAUGGCGUCUCCUCCACGACAACAGUGAAUCGAUGGUUCGGAGCAGCUGUCGAAUCUGAAGCCUACGGAAUCGUCUGGAAUGAUGAGAUGGACGAUUUUUCCACACCCGGAAUGGCUAAUGGGUUCGGAUUUGCUCCAUCAGAAACGAAUUUCAUUGAACCUGGCAAACGGCCAAUGAGCAGCAUGAGUCCCAUGGUGAUUUUCGAUGAAGAAACGAAAGAGGUAUUGAUGGUUAUUGGAGGCUCUGGUGGCUCGAAAAUUAUUUCAGCUGUAGCCAAGGCAAUUGUUCGUCCCCUAAUUUUCGGCGAGAGUAUAAAACAGGCGAUCGACUCGCCGAUGGUCCAUAACCAAUUCACUCCUGACAUCACACAGAUUGAUGACUCUUUUCCAAAGGUUGAACUUUUUGAUUUUGGAGGUGAGACUUGUACUGCAAUCCUAAGGAGCGAUGUUUCGUGGUGUGGGAGCUAA
Molecule: messenger RNA, 1614 nt
Organism: Haemonchus placei
Lineage: Eukaryota; Metazoa; Nematoda; Chromadorea; Rhabditida; Trichostrongylidae
Source: the annotation of a GenBank genome assembly